Mercenaria mercenaria is the source of this 1611-nucleotide messenger RNA. RefSeq lists its product as uncharacterized. Bases 536 to 952 code for a protein of 138 amino acids. The record is from RefSeq and is a predicted model, not a curated record. The transcript has 2 exons. Lineage: Eukaryota; Metazoa; Mollusca; Bivalvia; Venerida; Veneridae.
ACAACUUGGAUACAAGAUGAUGCAUCAGAAACUCCUUCAAGAGGGAUAUGUUGUUACACAGGAAACAGUUCGCCUGAUGAUGCAUAUUUGUGACAAAGAAGGUAUUGAACAGAGAAGGAGAACUCGUCUUCAACGUCGGAUGUACCUGAAUCUUGGACCUAAUUAUUUAUGGCAUAUCGACGGGUAUGAUAAAUUGAAACCGUAUGGGCUGUGUAUCAACGGAGCUAUCGAUGGAUUUUCUCGUUUCAUAAUUUGGCUUGAGGUGCACAAAACAAACAGCGAUCCUAAGAUAAUUGCUAGUUAUUUUAUGAAUGCUGUGAAACAUUUGCAAGGCUGUCCAACGCGUGCUAGGUCAGAUUAUGGCACCGAGAAUGUUUACAUUCGACAGAUGGUCAUUUUUCUUAGGGGUCAGAGAGACGAACAGUUAACAAACAGCUGUUUUUUACAAGGAUCAAGUAACCAUAAUCAAAGAAUUUAGCGUUGGUGGGGUAUACUUCGAAAUGAAAAUGUUCAGUACUGGAUAGAUUUUUUCACAAUGCUGAAAAGUACUGGUGAUUUCAACGGAAGCUUCCUUGAUAAGGCUGUUCUGCAGUUUUGUUUCAUGGACUUAAUUCAGGAAGAACUUAACUCUAUAGUUAAACUGUGGAAUAACCAUCGUAUAAGACCAUCAAGCAAUCCAAACCAGCCAUACGGAAGACCAUUUCUGAUGUAUCAUUGUCCUGGUAUGUUCGGCUGUCAGGAUUACCUUUGUCGUACAUCUGAAGCACAGGUGAACUUGUGUCUUGAGGAAAGUAUUCAAAAGGGAAAUGUUACAUGUGACGAAACGGUGUUUGAACUGUGUACCAUCAUCAUGUCGGACCAUAAUCUGAUGCCUGCCAAAACAGCAGACGAUGCUGCACUGCUUUACCAAUUUCUCCGACGGGAAAUAUUAAACGAACUUCACCAGGACUAAGCCUAAAUGCAAGACCAACCAAUAUAAGGCGAAGUCUGUCGACGCACAGGCUACUCCGUUACUUACAAGUUAUUUUAAACAAGUUGACCAUGUUCAUUUGUAAAACAUGAAAAUGACGUAUAACUGUUAACUGAGUGUUGUAAACAUAUUAAAUAGUGUUUUUAAAUCAAUUCAUAGUUAAUCUCAGUAUUAGCAAAGCAGGAACAAUUUCAGUGUUUAACAAUUUAAAGAACCAGUAAACGCAUCUAUUGUAACCCUUUGCUCUUGUGCGAGAAUUGAUCCAAAAGUUCAUGGAUAUUAGUUAUUUAUUACAUACUCGUUUUUAUUCCCCGUUAAGUUGCACUGGUACCGGAAACGUCAAUAUUUUCCAUACACUGACGCCUGAAUUUCAUAUCGGGUGCGUGACGUAAUUCAGUGUUGUUGCACUACUUUUUCUUUUUAGUUCAGUAUUGUCAAUCCUAUUCAGGCUAUUAACAUAUUUAUGAUAUUUACAUAAAAUUUAUACGUGUAGAUGCGUAUGUAAUAAAAAGGUUAUUAUCUUUGCAUCGGGAAAUAUGCACUCGUUCUUCAGCGGAAGAAUAUUGCGCUCCUAAAGUCGCGCAAUAUUUCCGCUGAAGAACUCGUGCAUAUUUCCCGAUACAAAGCUAAUAACCUAUAAA